Messenger RNA from Racocetra persica, 739 nucleotides. The record is from the annotation of a GenBank genome assembly. Lineage: Eukaryota; Fungi; Glomeromycota; Glomeromycetes; Diversisporales; Gigasporaceae.
CAAUAUGCCUAAAGAAGAAGAUAUUAAUACAAACAAACAAGUUAAGCUUAAAGAAAUGUUUUCUAGAGAUGAUGUGCUAUCUGGAAAUUGUAACGUGACCAAAGAGAUUAAGGCUGAAGAGGAACUUCUUCAAGACAGCAAUGAUAGUAUAACUCAAGAGAAAUGUUAUACUGAUGAUCGUGAAGCUAAAAUUUGUGACAUGACAAAUGUGGAAAUACAACAAAUUACACUAAAACAGGUUAUUGAUUUUGUUGAAGGGUUAACCAACAUUACUGAAAUAUGUGCUGCAAAAUUUCAUAUCCAUUUGAUUUCUUCCAGAUGGUAUUAUAAAGACCUCGAUGGCUCCAAUGAACCUUUUUUUACUGCAGAAAAGUUUAUCGAAGAAAAUAGUACAACAUUCCAAUGCGAAUCACUUGUGUCUAUUAAUUAUCUAUGUGCAUUUCAACAAGCCAACCGAGACUUUCUUGAAGAAAGCCUUAAUUCGUCUCAACAAAAAAUGCUUUAUGAAAAGUUACAUGGAAUGUAUAAAAAAGCUAUUCAAAAGGCAUUACAAAGUAAAGUUAAGUCACAGCAGCUUAUUAAACUCUUGCAAGAUUAUACGGAAAAGAGCAAUGAAGUGUCUGAAGAAGAAACAGAAGAGGCCAAAGAAGAAAGUGAUGAUGAUAAAGAAAGCAAUAAUGAUAAAAAAAAUCAAAUGCCUGCAUUGUUAAAUCUGAAAAAAAGACGUAGAAAAGGUUGA